This is a messenger RNA of Stylophora pistillata, 4352 nucleotides long. RefSeq lists its product as uncharacterized. Lineage: Eukaryota; Metazoa; Cnidaria; Anthozoa; Scleractinia; Pocilloporidae. The record is from RefSeq and is a predicted model, not a curated record.
UAUCAAGGGUUUAGUUUGGUCUUUCGUGUCUCGCGGAAGACUAUGGUCAACAUGAGACUAAAUCACUUUCUCUUUUUAACAUUUUUAGUCAUAUCAAGUAUUUUCAUGGUGUACGGUAAACCACUCGCCCAAGAUAAUGAAGAAAAAGAGCGCUUAAAAAGAGACGAACCUGAAGAAGACGCACCUGACUCUUCAGGCGAAGAACAAGCGAGUAAGGAAGAAGACAACCCAGCGGGAGAUGAACAAAACGAGCCUGCUGAAAAAGGCGAUGAACAACAACAUCCACAGAAUGAGCAAAAAAUAGACGAUGAAAAUUCUGUUGAGCAAAACAGGGAUGAUGCUUCUACAAACGAAGCGGCUGAUGAAGCUGAAGAAAACAGCAAAGAUGAAAAGAGGAAAGGUUCUAAGAGAUGGCUCCUCAACGGGUAUGCUGGCUAUGGAGGUUGGGGUUAUCCUGGCCUGGCUGGAGCUCAUGGAUAUGGCUUAUACCCUGGUGCAUUCGGGCCUGGGUAUGGUUUGGGCGCUGGAUAUGGUCCCGUAGCUGGUCUCGGAGCAGGUCUAGGCUGGCCAGGUUACUGGUAUAAGUCUAGCAUACCAAAAGCAGCGAAAUCCCAAGGUUCGUCGAAGAAGUUUGGUGUUGAACAUCCAUGGGGGUAUGGUCUCGGAUAUUAUGGCGGUUAUGGUGGUUAUGGUGGUUAUGGUGGUUAUGGUGGUUAUGGUGGUUAUGGUGGUUAUGGUGGUUAUGGUGGUUAUGGUGGUUAUAGUGGUUAUGGUGGUUAUGGUGGUUAUGGUGGUCUUGCCGGCCCGUUGGGUGGAUACUAUGGUGGACCUUAUGCAUUUGGAUUAGGUUUUCCAGGAUAUGGCGGCUUUUUACCGAACCCAGCUUUGUUUCCUACGUCCUUUUUCAGGUCUGGUGUUCCGACCAAAUCAGAUAAGAAAAGCGCAAACAGAAGAGGAAAUGUAGCUAAGAGAUUUUAUUACGGUCAUUUUGGUGUUCCGGCUGGAUAUGGAUAUCCUGGGUGGGCUAAUUACGGACAUCCUGGAGUCGGUUUUGGAGUUCCUGCCUUCGGUAGUUAUAGCCCUUUCCUUGGGUAUGGGCCUUUCGGUUCUUGCUUCUAUAAAUCCAAAAUACCCAAAGACAAAAAGGACGGUAGUAAGACGAAGCGAGACACAUCUGGCAAAGCCGAUAAGAAGUGCUGUGGAGGAUGUGGAGGAUGUGGAGGAUGUGGAGGAUGUGGAGGGUUUUUGGGCUGUGGAGGCGGCUAUGGAGGACUCGGAGGGUGUGGCGGAUUUGGCCUAGGAGGAUGUGGAUUAGGCUUAGGAGGUUGGGGUGGAUUCGGACAUGGCUUAGGAUAUGGAGGAUUUGGCCACGGUGGCUGGGGAUGGGGCGGUUAUGGCUAUCCUCUCUCGGGUGGGUGGGGUUUCGGAGGCCUUGGUGGCUGGGGCCCAGGCUGUGGAUUCUACAGAUCAAAGGUUUCAGAGCAUGAUAAAGCGAAGCAACCUGAGAAUAAAUCGAAACGGGAGGCUGAUGAAGAUGAACAAACAGAAGACAAAGCUGAGGGAGAGCAAGCACCAGAAAGUUCAGAAACAAAAGAUGACAAGAAAGACAAGGGUAACUGCGGCUGUGCACCACCAUCGUCGGACAACUCCGAAGGCAACAAAGCUGGAAAGAGAUGUUGUUGCGGGGGUUCUGCAUACUUGGGAUUACCCUUUUAUGGAGGUUAUGGAGGAUACGGGGGAUGGGGAGGGUAUGGCUUAGGAUACGGCUAUGGCUAUCCUUUCCUGGGGUAUGGUGGGCUAGGUUUUGGUUUAGGUUACGGUCGUGGUUUAGGUUACGGAGGAUGCGGUUUCCCCUGUGGAGGUUCUCUUGAGCAGGUUGUUGAUCCAUGUGAUUUUGGAUACACUUCUAUGGCUGGUCCUUGUGGUUGUGCAUCUUGCUGUGGAAAGUCAAAGAUUUCAAAAGAGAAAAACGAUUCUCAGAAAGAGAAAAGGAGCGCAGAAGCUGAUAAGAAGAAACAGUCUAAGCGGUGCGGAUGUGGAGGUUGCGGAGGUGGAUGUGGAUUAGGUUUUGGUGGCUGUGGUGGCUGCGGAGGAUGCGGCGGAUAUGGUGGAUGUGGUGGAUGUGGCGGAUGUGGUGGAUGUGGUGGAUGUGGCGGUUGUGGUGGAUGCGGCCACGGCGGCUGGGGCUGUCAUGGGGAUUGGUUUGGUGACAUUGGACAUGAUGACUGGUUUGGAGGGUGUGGUUGUGGGGGAUGUGGUUGUGGGUGUGGCGGAUAUGGAGGACAUUGUGGAUAUGGAGGUCAUGGAUGGUACGGUGGAUGCGGUCAUGGUUGCGGUGGCUGUGGGGGCUACGGAGGCUGCGGAAGCUGCGGAGGCUGCGGAGGCUGCGGAGGCUGCGGAAGCUGCGGGGGCUGCGGCUGUGGAAUUUUCCGAUCUAAGCUUGCCAAGACUGACAAGAAACAAACUGAAAAGCAAGCAAAAGAUAGCUCGCAGCCCACCCAAGAUAAAAAGGCAGUACCAAAUGCGGGAAAAGAGGAGGAAAAGGCAACGAAAAGGUGUGGCAUUUGGGGUGGUUAUGGAGGAUGUGGAGGACUCGGUGAUUUUGGUGGCUUUGGAGGUUGGGGAGUUGGCGAUUGGAACUUCGGUGGUUGUGGAGGUCCCUUCGGAGGCUGGGGUGGAUAUCCAGGUUAUGGCUAUGGCUACGGAGGCUGUGGUGGCUGCGGAGGCUGUGGUAGCUGUGGAGGCUGCGGUGGCUGUGGAGGCUUCGGGGGAUGUGGCUUUGGGGGUUAUGGUGGCUGUGGAGCCCCUUGUGCUGAAGGAGGACCGUGGACAUUUUUUAAUGGCGGCUGCUGUAAAUCUAACGUGGGUGAAAAAGGUUCUUCUGAUAGUGCUCAUGAUGGAAAGUCUCCAGGAAAAGAAGCUGCGCCAUUGUCUGUUCAACCAGCUGGGGGACCUGGACCUGUAGCCAAACCUGCCGCUGCCGCUGUCAAACCUGGUCAACCAGCACCAGCACCCGCUAAAAGCCAAGAUCAACCAGCAGCGCAAAGAAAGGCCUCUAAACGCUGCGGAAUUCCUGGCUUUGGAGGUUGUGGAAACUGUGGGGGCUGUGGACAUGGUUUCGGAGGCUUUGGAGGAUGCGGAGGACUAGGAUAUGGAGGAUUAGGGUGUGGAGGACUAGGAUAUGGAGGGAUUGGAUAUAGAGGAUUUGGUUAUGGAGGCUAUGGACUACCAGGUUAUGGAUAUGGUUUCCCCGGCGGCUAUGGCGGUUAUGGCCUAGGAUUUCCAGGUUAUGGAUAUGGUUACGGUUUCCCAUUCGGGUUUGCUCGAUCAAAAGUUCCUCAGAAGAAUAGAGACGUGAAGCCCAAUACUCGUGGGGAAAUCCCUGUGGCAGACGAUUACACUCAAAGGAAGAAGCAAACUAUUCACCUUGGAUAUGGCUAUGCCAGUGGUGACAACUAUCGUCUUGGAUAUGGAUUUGGUGGAAUGGGAGGUUUAGCUGGCUAUCAUGGAGUUGGUGGCGUUACUGGAACUUCCGUCUAUCGCUCUAAAAUACCAAAAACAAGUGUGAAAGGCAUUAAAAGAUGGGGCUGGGGACAUGGUGGGUAUGGAGGACAUGGCUUUGGACACGGAUUCGGUCAUGGCCAUGGAGGGUGGGGAUAUGCUGCACCUUACGGUCAUCCCAUUACCCAUCCGGGAUUCACCAGCAUUGGAUUUCCUGGACAUGCCUUGGCAACGUUUGAUGUCAAAAACAGUAUUGCCCAGAAGCGGGGAAAACAAAAGCGACAAAUAGUUCCUUUUGGUGCCGUAAGUCCUGGUCCACUGGCCUUACCUGCAUCUGUGCCUGCUGCACUUCCUGCUAUUGCACCUCUGGCUUUGCCUGCUACAUACCAUGCUCCUGUGUAUGCCCCAGUUGCACACCCUGUUGCCACUAUUCCUUCCUACGCCGCUGUGCCCGCGGCAGGCGCACUACCAGCGACUACUUUACCCGUUGGCUUCCACCUUGGUGGGCCAGCAGUUGCCGGACUGGCUCUAGGCCGCUCUAAUACGCCACAAGGUUUUGGACCUUUUGGUAACAUAAAAAGAUCCGAAAUGCCAGAAGAAUAAUUUAACGCGUUACAGGUUGAAAAAAAGAACACGGAAAGUCCAUCAUAUAAGAAAUCACAGGGAAAAAAAUGAAUUUUUGUUUUGUAUCGUCAAGGAGAACAGCUUUGUUAAGAAGUGCUAUAGUUCAUUUUUUAAUUAUGUACGCGGUGUGGUCAUGUUCCUGAUCUGCACACAGACAGUAAAUAAUUUACCAGAAACGUUUUUAAUUUCAAUUUGUCGAAAAUAAACUGACAUCACUGAUUUACAUA